CUGGAAUACACUACCUUGUUACUUUACAGCUCAGGCUCUCGCGGAGGACCGUCACCUAUUCCAAAACAGGGAUUCGAUUAUCAUGAUCGUAUGAACCGGACUUCUCCAUGCAUACACUCUCCGAACAGUUACAUGCCACAAACAUGUUGAUAAGUGGAGGUUCAAUCGUCAACGCUGAGGCGGUAUGGGACCAUGUGACCAUGGCGGACCGGGAGUUGGCGUUUAAGGCCGGCGACGUCAUCAAGGUGCUGGACGCCUCCAACAAGGACUGGUGGUGGGGCCAGAUUGAUGAGGAGGAAGGAUGGUUCCCUGCCAGCUUUGUACGGGUGGAACCCCACCCUCCUCAGCCCCAAACAAAACAGGUUUUCUAUAUCAACCCCAUAGCAACUCCACGGUUCCAAAACACCACGUCAAAGCUGUGGGUGAACCAGGAAGACGGUGGAGCAGAGCCAGCUGAAGGAACCAGUGAGGUACAGAACGGGCACCUGGAUCCAACCAAUGACUGCUUGUGUCUGGGCUCACCCCUCCAAAACCGAGACCAGAUGAGGGCUAACGUUAUAAAUGAGAUUAUGAGCACAGAGAGACAUUAUAUCAAACACCUCAAGGACAUCUGUGAGGGCUACUUGCGCCAGUGCAGGAAGCGCGUGGACAUGUUUAACGACGACCAGUUAAAGGUCAUCUUUGGAAACAUCGAGGACAUCUACCGCUUUCAGAUGGGUUUUGUCAGAGAUUUGGAGAAACAGUACAACACAGAGGAACCGCACCUCUCUGAAAUCGGGCCGUGCUUUUUAGAACACCAAGACGGUUUCUGGAUUUAUUCAGAAUACUGCAACAACCACUUGGAUGCCUGUAUGGAGCUGAGCAAACUGAUGAGGGAUGGCAGGUACCAGCACUUCUUCGAAGCCUGUCGCCUCCUCCAGCAAAUGAUUGACAUCGCCAUAGAUGGCUUCUUGCUCACGCCCGUCCAGAAAAUCUGCAAAUAUCCACUCCAGUUGGCCGAGCUUCUUAAAUACACCGCACAGGAGCACAGUGACUAUCGAUACGUGGCAGCAGCGCUGGCAGUAAUGCGGAACGUCACCCAGCAAAUCAACGAGAGGAAGAGACGGCUGGAGAAUAUUGACAAGAUCGCCCAGUGGCAAGCCUCGGUUCUGGACUGGGAGGGGGAUGAUAUAUUGGACAGGAGCUCAGAGCUCAUCUACACUGGGGAGUUGUCAUGGAUCUAUCAGCCGUAUGGACGCAGCCAGCAGCGAGUCUUCUUCCUCUUUGAUCACCAGCUGGUCCUCUGUAAGAAGGAUCUGAUACGCCGGGACAUCCUGUACUAUAAGGGCCGCAUUGACAUGGAUCGCUACGAGGUGCGGGACACUAUAGACGGGCGUGACGAAGACUUCAACGUUAGUGUGAAGAAUGCCUUUAAAUUGUGCAACAAAGACAGCGAGGAGAUCCACAUCUUCCUGGCCAAGAAGCCAGAGGAGAAGAUCCGCUGGCUCAGGGCCUUCGCCGAGGAGAGGAAGAUGGUGCAGGAGGAUGAGAAAAUCGGUUUUGAGAUCUCUGAGUACCAGAAGCGACAGGCAGCCAUGACAGUGAGAAAAGUGACCAAACAGAAAGGUGUAAACAGGUGCACGCCCCCUUCAUACCCGCCCCCACAGGACCCCCUCAGUGUGGGGCAGUAUGAGGUAACGGAGGACAUGGCACAAGGAGAGGUUUUUGAAUUCAGUCAAUCCAAAAGAGGCCAGGCUCCUUUCUGGCAGAAUUUUAGUAGAUUAGCUCCAUUUAAGAAAUAGAGAUACACAGACUCUUCCGAUGGACCAGCUAUUUUUCUUAGAAGCACUAAACACUGGAUGAUCAUGUCCCCCCUCCCCCCCAUGAUGAAGAAAAAUACAAAAAAAACCCACACAAACACGAGACUUUGAAGUUAAGGACCAAUGUUAAUAUAGAGUGUGAUUGGAAGCUGCGAGAGGACUGAAGACUUGGAUUUAAAACAAAGAAAAAACGUAUAAAAAAAUAAACACAACUUUACAGUUCAUAUAUGUUAGUAACAUUCUUAGUUAUCAUGCUUCUCCGGCUGAGUCAACUGUCACGAACUCUUCCCCCCUUUCUGGAUAAUCACGCCAUCUGAAUGUCCUGAAGUCAUCGAGAUUGUUACAUGAGUUCAUUUUCAAUCCAUCUUCUGGAAAGAAACACGAGGCCAAGCCAAGUCAUUCCCAGUAGUAUGAUUGUGACCAAAACAAAAAAACAACAAAAAAAAGCUGAGAUCUUGCUGUGCUGCUAUGUGAGAUUGUUUGAUGCAUUCUUCUGAAUGUGAGACGACAACCUCAGCCGAUCGCCGCGGCCUGUGAAGGACCUGCCAAGCUCGGCUGUCAGCCUCACCUCUCAGUUAGCUCCAUCCUGCCACUGAUCACGCACCCAUCAAGCCAUCUCUGCGCUGCUGAUGUCUGCGUCUGGACCUCCUCCUCGCACUCAGAGCUUCAUUCUCUUCUCUGUAGCAGCUUGCAUAUAAUAGCCCCCCCUCUCUCUUUCUUUUCACAGUCUGACAUUAGGUGUUCCCUUCCUUCUCCACAUCCCACUCGUCCUCUCUAUCUCUCCAUCCACCUGCUCUGCCUCUGUGAGUCAGUGGCUCUCAGAGGAAGACUUUCACUCUUUUGGAAACCUGCCAUUGGCCAUGAUGUGAUGAUGGGUCAGGGAACAAAUCAAUAGGCGGAACAUCAAUAGUAUAUUUACAUCCGUUCACCAACCACUCGUGACAGGGUAUUCAUGUCUGAUCGCGCUGAGGGGGUGUGUGCGCGCGCUGGAUUUGGCGGUGAGCUUAGAUGAAGCAGCUGGGAGCAGGAGAUAGGCCGGCUACGGUCCGCCUGCCUUGUGCCACAGCCCCUCUCCCACCCCGCCCUCCCUAGAGACCACCCCUGUAGCACUGUGCUGGCACCUGGGUGGAAAAGAGAAAAAAAAGCACAGCCUACCUCCAGAAAACUAGCGGUAAAAGUGAAGUUGUGAUGCAUUGGCCAAAAGAAUAACAUGUCAGCUGUCAAAGAAAAGACUUCGGUUAAUUGUUUUGUGUCACUCCCACUGUAAAAAAGCACAGCACGUACUCCCGUUUUGAGUAUGAGCAAUACAAAUAUCAACACGUCAGUGUGACCAAUAAGUAAGAAGCCCAUCCAGUAUUCAAGGGGGUGGGGGUGUCUAAAAAAGUGAUAAUGAUUUGUGAAGUGGACCAAAACUAACUGGGGAAACAAAAAAGUCCACUGCAGCAGUGCAAGCCGAUGCCAUAUACGGAGGUAGAAAGGCGAAUUUAAUCUGUAGCAUGCAGGUUUCCUCUGACACAUUCAUACAUCUCUAUAGACUCCAGCUCCAAACCUCUGCUUUCUGCCUCACCCCUCCUCACGUUGCCCCCCUCCCCUCAGAUCUGGCAGUUAGCUCCAGCUCUGCUUAAGUGAUUUCCAAAGGACUGUGGCGUGAUCAGAUUGGUUUUGUUUAAUCAACAAAAAAGUGCGUGAAGCCGUGGUCUGCGAGAGAUCCUAGCAUUAUAGAGUCCUUCAGCAGUAAAAGAGAAGAUCUGAGGAAGUGAAGAGGAAAAUUUUACAUGCAUCGUGAAGACGUAUUCUUUUUUUCCCACACUUGGAAUGUAAGUGAAACAUCUGUCCACGGUUUGUGACCACGUUUUGACCUCAGACACAGGAGUACAUUUUGUGUUGAAUUAUAUCACCAGAUGGACAGUACAUAUACAGUUUGACAAUUUGUGCAAUGUGAUAUAUCAUUCUAUAUCUAUCACUAUUCACUACAGCGUGAUAUGAAAGAGUUAUAUUGUUCUAUGUCAUUUGUUUGCCUUCUUAUAGGCCUUAUAACCUGUUGGAGAAAAAACAGACCUUACAAUUGCUUUGUAUGUUGUAAUUUAUGUUUUGUUUCAGUAAAGGAAGUUGAGAAAUGGGUGAGUUGGCUGCUGGUGUCUGUAGAGAUGGCUCCCAGUGAGAUUGUUUUGGAAGAUAGUUCUCCUGGCUGGUACGGCAAAAAAAGAUAUGGUUCCUAGGCUAUCGUAACCUCAGGUCCCUUGCUAUGGCCCGCCCUGCCAACCCUCCUUGCUCCCUCCAACUCCCUACUUAACACUACCACCAGUACCAACAUACAGAUACAAGCAUGCAGGCAAACACACACACACACUCAAACACACACACUAAUAAUCAUGCUUACUUGCUGGCCCGUUCUGCUGCGGAGAGGAGAGAUGCUAUCUAACAGUGCCUUCCAGCAUUCCACUAGUGAUUAUCUAUUCAGUUUCACAGGCAGAUUUGAAUUAGUCAUGUAUUUUCCCUUCAGUGCAUCUCUCACUCUCUCUUCCGUUCUGUUCCCACAACCCCCGCCCCUUCCCUCAUGCACACUGGGAAUUCCUCGUUCCCCAGUGCACGAGAGCCGCUCGGACAGAAACUUAGGCUACGUUCACACUGCAGGUCUUAAUGCUCAAUUCCGAUUUUUUGAUCAAAUCCGAUUUUUUUGUCUGCUCGUUCACACUGCAAAUAAAAUGUGACAGCAAACGCGCUCUAGUGUGAACCCUCAAAGCGGCCCGCAUGCGCAAAAGAAGACGUCACACACAACGCGCUCUGUUUAGACCCAGACCAAACAAUAUUGUUUGACUGUUUCAGACUUUACACUUCCCAAUUUUGCUUUAAGUUAUAAAGUUAUUUUGUUAUUUACAUAUGGCCUAAUAAUGAUCCUUAUUGCUGUUUUAGAGAGGAGCGGUGCUUCAAAGGAUAGUUGCAGAUUUCUGUCAGAAUCUGCAGAUUAUAAAGUACAAAUAAAAUGUUCACGUUUCUCCAACGUUGUCUUCCCAACAUUUUCACUGACAUCUACACUGGAUGGCCAGGAAGCGUUCGCGAUGUCUUCUCGGGCGCUUCUCCGGCGCUGAUAAUUGGUGUCUGUCUUGUGUUAGUGACAUAAAAGACGGAUUUAAUGCGACAUGACCAUUUAAUUAAUGACCAUUCAGCAGUCGCUUUUUAAAACAUCAGAUAUGUAUCGGAUUCAGUACCACAUACGAAAGUGACCCAGAUCGGAUUUGAAAAUAUCGGAUUUGUGCUGAUCGGAUAUGGGUCGCAUAGGGUCAAAAAAGUCGGAUUUGAUGCGCUUUAGCCUGCAGUAUGAACGUAGCCUUAGAGGUCAGGCCACUUUUUCCAUAUAAGUAGAUACUGUGCUGUUUGAUUGAGACCCAUUUAAAAAUUGAAAGACGACUCAUUUUCAUAUAUUAUCGCACAUUUACAUAGGAGCAGUUUUAUUGCACAUUAGAAAUUAAUUCCAAUUUCAGAUGUUUAGAAGCAUCGACUUCUUUUAUUGUGUAUUUAACACGCUGAAAAACAGUUUAAUUUGAAUAUAUAGUAGGAAGCAGAUUUCCAUUAGUCAACUUAGGUUCGCGUGUCGAUCUAUAUUAUUAAAAGUGAGUUAUGAAUCAAGAGUCAUCUAUUUUACCUUUAGCAGCUACACACUGUAAAUACUGUAAAAAGAACAGAUCAUAUAUUUGGAUAUCGGUAUUUUGCGUUGGAGACGAAUGUUGUUCCAGUUCUAGCGUGCGGUAGAUCUCAGUACCAGGUAAUUGCAUGCUUGUGGCAUCCAAUAUUUUGCAUGAGACUUAAGGCAACACUUAACGAGAUCAUUUAGUUUUGUUUAACUUCCAGUUGAAUCUUCUUUUUUCUUUUUUUCCCCGGCAACACGGAACCAUUCAUUUGUGUGUACCCAUACCAUCUCACUAAAGGGAGUUCUUUUCUCUGUCCACCUGUCUCCUGCUCACUUGGUAUUACAGGUUGUAGCUUCUGUUUUUUGUAUUACUAUUAUUAAUAUUAUUAUUAUUUAUUGACACAUAAAAGGGGAACAUCUUUUCUUGAAUUAAACACUGAACUGCUGAUAGGGAAAAUCAAAGGCACUGAUGUUCUCUUAGCCCAGAUAUGAUGGGUACUAUAAACUCUAGCAUCAUUUUAAACCCACACUGCUAUGCUACAGACUGCUGGUUAAUAUUUUUUUCCUAAAUAUAUGACUUUUUUUGGUUUGUUUUAUUUUUUUGUGGAAUGCCAUUAUGUGCAGAGGCAAAACGGGUAAUCAUUUUUCUACGACAACAGUGAACCAAAUAUGAGUUAGCACUGAUCUUGGGUGUUUGUGUAUAGAUUUAGAGCUGAAUAAAUUCGAAACCUCUUGGGACGGGCUAAAAAAAACAUAAUCCUGAAGAGACACACACACAGUAUUUCAUAGCUGUUCAUAUCACACUCUUGUUCCUUUUAAGUACAAUGACUUGGCAUUACAAAGCAGUUCCUCGCUUGUAUUUAUUGACAGCAGUAUUAAACAGUACCAUUUUGGCCACAUGGUUUCAAUGAUGUAUAUACGCUGGUUUGAGUUUUCUUAUAAAGCUAUCAAUCUGACCUUGUGCUCCGAGCUGAGAGGAUAGCCUUCUGUGCAAAUUUAUUUCUGUUUUUUCGCUUUCUCUUUCCAGUCAUAUAACCAAGGCAGCCAAGUUAGUUGAAUGCAUCAGAAGUUGCACAGAUUUAUGUAAUUCCUUCUAGUCCAGGGUGAGCCAGUAGGCGCGUUCACUCACAGUUAGCAUAGCAACAUCUUCAGUAGGAACUCCUUGGAGUCGGUUAUGCAGUCCCGUGCUGUUCCAGAAUAGUCAGGGUAAAAGUCUUCAAUGAGCCAUAUGCCGAUGUUGGUGUUCAAUGGCAACAAACAGAAGACUGACAUCCCACAUUUGGACACUAUUCAUUGUAUAUUACCAUCUGGUUUCAGGGUUUGGUUUGGGAGGGGGGGUGUCUGGAUUUUUUUUCAAGUGAAAAAUGUACUCACAGAAUCCAUAUCCUUUGUCAUCAUAUGCAAACAUUUGUCAUUUUCUUUCUUGCUGGCUUUUGAGUUUGAUUAUUUGUUGUAGAGAUGAAAAACCUGAAAAAUAAUGCCUAUUCAAUCCAGAAACUGUGAAUGGGAGAGUGGAAAUGUCAACUGUAUGUACAUUAUAUGUUUUGAUGUAAUCAGAAGCACUGGGAAUAUGUUGUACUUUGCUGUAAAAAAAAAUCAAUCCAUAUCUGAUAUAGCUGUACUUUUUGUUGAAAAUAAAACUACAGAACUGCGGGGGGGAGGGUUCGAGGCAUCAGUCUGUGAGUGAGAGCAUUGUGC
Molecule: messenger RNA, 7125 nt
Organism: Pelmatolapia mariae (spotted tilapia)
Lineage: Eukaryota; Metazoa; Chordata; Actinopteri; Cichliformes; Cichlidae
Product: rho guanine nucleotide exchange factor 9-like
Exons: 11
Coding region: 108-1781 (557 amino acids)
Molecular function (GO): protein binding; guanyl-nucleotide exchange factor activity
Source: RefSeq, a predicted model, not a curated record